This is a messenger RNA of Sorghum bicolor (sorghum), 3583 nucleotides long. Its product is annotated as KH domain-containing protein At4g18375. The coding region runs from base 179 to 2068 and encodes 629 amino acids. Gene Ontology annotation, cellular component: cytoplasm; nucleus. The record is from RefSeq and is a predicted model, not a curated record. Gene Ontology annotation, molecular function: mRNA binding. Gene Ontology annotation, biological process: regulation of gene expression. The transcript has 8 exons. Lineage: Eukaryota; Viridiplantae; Streptophyta; Magnoliopsida; Poales; Poaceae.
CCCCAGCUCUUAGCCCGUCAGCACCUCGACGACUAGACCGCCGGCGAGCGGCGACGGCUGCUCCCUCCUCCCUCUCCCCGUCCCCGUCCCUCUGCCGCGGAUCCUCCCCUCGCCGCCGCUCUCCGCGCGGGCGCGGACGGCCGGACGAUUCCUUCCGUGCACCUCUGUUAACUAAACAAUGAGGCAGCACACUGGUAAACGUCCCCGCCAACACAGGGAAUAUGAAAGAGAAGAAAGGAAGGACCAACACAAGAGGCCAUUUCCCCAUGCUCAGGAAAGCUCUAAUAAUGAUGGAUUGGUUCUUUACCGUAUACUCUGUCCAGACAGUUUGAUUGGUAGUGUCAUAGGAAAGAAUGGCAAUGUGAUAAAUGCUAUCCGGCAACAGACAAGUGCCAAAGUCAAGGUUGUUGACCCGUACCCUGGUGCAGACAAAAGGGUUAUCUUGGUAUAUUGCUACGUCAAGCAUAGAGACCUUGAUGCUGAGGUUGAUGACAAUGAGCCUGUUUGUGCAGCUCAAGAUGCAUUACUUAGGGUGCACAAUGCAAUUGUUGAUACAUUACAUAGGAAUCGUAGAGACUCUGAUAAGAAGAAUACAGAGGAAGCUAACAUUCUUGUGCCAGCUAGUCAGGCGUCAAAUGUUAUAGGAAAAUCUGGUGCUGUCAUCAAACAUCUUCGGUCAACAUCAAGAGCAUUCAUUAAAGUGAGCCCAAAAGAUCCAAGUGACGCUACACAUUCAUGUGCUAUGAGUUUUGAUAAUUUUGUUCAGAUAACUGGUGGUGCUGAAGCUGUUAAAAAAGCACUAUUUGGAGUAUCAACCAUCAUCUACAAGCACCCAUCAAAAGAGAACAUUCCUCUUGAAACUUCCAUUCCUGAGCCUACUCCAAGCAUUAUAAUCCCUUCUGAACUUCCUGUCUAUCCAGCUAGUAACUUUUACUCGGCCCCAGAUGCUGCUAUACCUUCUGUACAUCCAAGCCUGUCUAUCUUAGGGUCAACACAUCAUGUUCCUGAACUUGCUCUACCUGCCGAUGAUCAUGGUCGACUGCCUAUUUAUCCAUCUAUUCUUCCAGUUAUUCCUACUUAUAGUGCCCCAAAAUGUUCAGGAGAACUUGAAUUUCGUGUUUUAUGCCCUAGUGGCAAAAUUGGCUUGGUUAUUGGUAGAGGUGGGGCUACCAUAAAGAAUAUAAGGCAAGAAAGUGGUGCAAGGAUAGAUGUUGAUGAUGCAAAGAAUGACAGGGAGGAAAGUAUCAUUACCAUUACAUCCACUGAGGCCAUCGAUGAUGUUAAAUCUGCCGCUGUGGAAGCUGUUUUGCUGCUUCAAGCCAAGAUCAAUGAUUAUGAGGAUGAUAGAAUGAAUCUUCGCCUUCUUGUCCCAAAUAAGGUUAUAGGCUGUCUUAUUGGCAGGGGUGGUUCAAUAGUCAAUGACAUGAGGAAGAAGACUAAGGCAAACAUCCUCAUUUCGAAGGGCGAUAAGCCCCGGAGAGCAUCUUCCAGUGACGAACUUGUUGAGGUAUCUGGAGAAGCAGACAAGCUGCGUGAUGCUCUUGUUCAGAUAAUUUUGAGACUUAGGGAAGAUGUUCUGAAAGAGAGUGUUGAAAGCCAAAAUUCUGACAGGGAUGGCAAGCUAACUGUUGCCACCUCUGAUUCCUUAUAUGGAAGCAGUCUUUCUUUGCCUGCAUUAUUACCUCACAACCCACAAAUUGCCCCCUUGAGCUAUGAUAGAAGAGGUGAAUCUGAGAGAGCUCUGGAAGUAUUCCCUCGUACCAGUUCAUAUGGGUAUAGCUCCAUGCAGGUCACUGAUGAUGGCUACGGUGGACUUCCAUCAUAUACAUCAAAGGCAUAUGAAGAACAUCUACCACGUGACGAAAUGACUAUCCCUGCUAGUGGUCUGUCAAAAGUAAUGGGAAAACGUGGCACAAAUUUGGACAACAUUAGAAAGAUUUCUGGAGCUCACAUUGAAAUUAUUGAAUCAAAAUCCUCUCGUCAUGACCAUAUUGCUUACAUAUCUGGAACCUCUGAACAGAGGCAGUCAGCUGAGAAUUUGAUCAAAGCUUUCAUAAUGUCUACCUAGGAUUCCUUCUGUUAUCUGAGAACAUCAUCUCAUCAGUUUGAUCUCUUUUGACUUCUGCCAUCCUUAGUUCCCCAGGGUUUGUGAAGAACAUUGAAUGCAGUGUUUCCUCCACCUGUCCAAUUUCCUGAGAAUAUCAUGCAUAUCUGAGCAAGGUGUACUCCAGUAGUAGACAAGGCACUCAUUGUUCCUUAGCUCUUCAACUGUUACCUAUUUGUGUUGACAUAGUCAUCAUAACUCACAUGUCUUACUCUUCGUUAUCUCAAUGACCAGUCCAGUUGCUGCUUACCGAUAUCUCUUUCAGUUUUUUCCUGUCAAUACUGAGUUGAUUAUUCCUUCACAACUAAUAGUAGAGGGGCCUGUUUCCCAAUCUCAAUGUCUGAUUCACUUUCUGCCUAGUGUAGCUCUUGUAAUUUCAUCCUGUCUGACUGCUAUCUGAUUCGUUAGGUUAAUAGUACCAAGUGGCCCUCUUUGGAAUCUGAGAAUAACCCUUUCGUGCAAGGCUUGUCCAAAACUCCUUGAGAUUCCUGUGUUCCAAACAUUCUUUGGAAUGUGAGGUUCUGGGUGAAUGCGGCUGAUUCAGUUGGUGCUUAGUGUAGUUUUCGUAGUUCUGCCCUGCCUAUGCUGCUAGCUGUGACCUUAGAGCGGGGUUUGUUCCUUGUCAAUCUGACUGGUUCACCCAUUGCUUGUUUCGGUUCUUAUAAUUUUGUCAUGUCAAUACCUGAUUCUUUUAUCAUUGGUUCCAAAGAGUUCCUUGUAUUUCUGCUAACUCUGAUGAGGACCAUAUAAGUUCUUUGAAAACUUGCCGGGAAACCCUAGACUUUUAGAAGCAACCAUGUACAUAAGCUUAUUAAAGUUCUUGGAUCACAAUAUGCAGAACAACUUUUUUGUAUCAUUCUGCAAGUAUCUGUGACCAUCGUUGGUGGAUGUCUAGAGAACCAUUCUAACAUUUCAGCUGUCUGAAAAACUGCCUAUUGAAAUAUUCUAACAUCCUAUGCUGCUACCACCUUAGAUGGGAAUUCUUCCUGCCCAGCUUUGUCAUGUCAGUAGUUGCCUCAUUCUUCCAUCAUCAGGUUCGAAAGAGUUGCAUGUUUUUCUGCAGUAAUUAAUUCUACUGUGGAACCAUAUAUUAAUAUAAGUUCUUUCCAAAACCUUCAUGGUAACCAUACAUUAUUCAGAAGCAUCUAUCCCAAAAAGUCCCUGAAACCCUCUAUCAAAGUAAAAUUCGCCCCAUCCUUCACCUGUGCAGUUACCCUUUAUGCAUUUUGUGAUAACAAUCAAUUAUGACACCAUCAAGUGUAAAUGUUGUAGUGUGUCAUAAUGUCUGUUAACAAAUUGUACUAGAGUUUGUUGUUUUGUUAACAGCUGUUGUGGUUGCUCUGAGCUGUCUUCUGUAAAUAAUGAGCGUCAUGUUGAAAUUUUGUAGUGAAGUAGAAUGCCAUGACUUUUUCCCCCAGCCAUUGGGAAUUAUGAGAUGUGCAUAUGUUACAAUAGAAUCCUAUGUGCUGCUUGGUUAUC